CGCUGUUAACUAUGACUCUCACUUCUUAAUAGAGUUGAAUAUCUUGUAAUUUAUUUUCUAUACAUGAUGGAAUAUUCUGGCCAAUGAGAAUAAAGUGUGGAAAUUCGUUAUUUUGAAAUAGAAUUGAAGAUACAACGUUUGUAAGAGAAUUUGUAUUUCUUGCUUUAAACGUUAUAUUUAAGCAAUGCUGAAGGAUAAGAGAUCUAAGUCUCAAACACAAAAGGCAAUUUCUCAAGUUGAAAAUAAUCUUAAACAGUUAAAGAUAUCAAAAGUAAGUUCUGUAUUGACUGAGAAUACAUCAAGAAAUACAGAAAAUUUAAAUAGUACAAACAGUCAAUGCAAUACUUAUUUGGCAAAUAUCAAACAAAUUAAAGAAAAGAGCUCUAAAAAGUCAACAGAAUUGAUGCCGCCACCUAAAUUACCUAUAUCUUCUAACACGAUAGCAUAUAUAUCAAAUAUAACUGAUGAUGACAAGGAAAAUAAAACUGAAAAAAAUAAAGACAUUGAGAAGAAUGUAGAACAAAGCAAUACAAAUAAAAAGAGUCAAAGUGAAAAGAAGUGGGUUUUAACUGAUUUUGAUAUUGGACGACCAUUGGGAAAAGGAAAAUUUGGAAAUGUUUAUCUAGCUAGAGAGAAGAAAUCAAAAUUCAUCAUUGCUAUGAAAGUAUUAUUUAAAGCACAAAUACAAAAAGCUGAUGUGGAACAUCAAGUUAGGAGGGAAAUAGAAAUUCAAACACAUUUAAGGCAUCCAAAUAUCUUAAAAAUGUAUGGAUAUUUUCAUGAUGAUAAAAGGGUAUAUUUAAUUUUGGAAUAUGCUCCAAAUGGAGAAUUAUUUAAAGAAUUGAAUGCACAACCAGAGAAACGUUUUGAUGAAAUUAGAACAGCAACAUAUGUAUCUCAAUUAGCUGAUGCUUUAAAAUAUUGUCAUAGUAAAAAGGUGAUACAUCGUGAUAUCAAGCCUGAAAAUUUAUUACUUGGUAUAAAGGGUGAAUUAAAAAUGGCAGAUUUUGGAUGGUCUGUCCAUGCACCCUCAUCUAGGAGAAAUACUUUAUGUGGUACUUUAGAUUAUUUACCACCAGAAAUGGUUGUUGGAAAAACACAUGAUCAUACUGUAGACUUAUGGGGACUUGGUGUGCUUUGUUAUGAAUGUUUAGUUGGUAAACCUCCUUUUUUAGCUGAAACUUAUGAUGAAACAUAUAUAAAAAUUAAGAAAGCUCAAUAUAAAUUUCCAAACUUUAUUAGUGAAGGUGCAAAAAAUUUAAUAUCUAAGCUAUUAGUAGUUGACGCAAAUCAUAGAUUACCUUUAGAAGAUGUUUUAAGACAUCCUUGGAUUGUGCAAAAUCGAACAACAGAACCACAUGUACCACAAUGAAGUUGUUAAGUUAAUAAGUUUUAUAUUUUGCCUUAUAAAACAGUUAUAUUUCAUUAAAAAAUAUUUUUCAGCAAGAAAUCUAUUUUAGAUAUUUUUUUAUAUUAUUCCUAACAUUGUUAUUUUAUACGUAAAUUAAAGUAUUAUAUAACUUGAAACAGUAUACUACAUGUUUUUUAAGACGUAUAUUCUAUUACGUUUAUUUCAGUUUUCUUAAGUCGAAUUUACAUUGUUAUGUUUAUUAACAUCGUUGUUGAACACUGCUUUCAUCUUUGCUUUCUUCCGCGGGUGAAAUAAGGAUGAAAGGUGUUCAUCCACUGUGUACCUCUAAAGUGAAACAGUGUAAAUUCGGCUUUAAUUUUUGGAGUUUAGCUUAUUAUAUCUAUAUCAGACU
Bombus impatiens (common eastern bumble bee) is the source of this 1763-nucleotide messenger RNA. RefSeq names its product aurora kinase C. The record is from RefSeq and is a predicted model, not a curated record. The transcript is spliced from 4 exons. Lineage: Eukaryota; Metazoa; Arthropoda; Insecta; Hymenoptera; Apidae. Bases 185 to 1372 code for a protein of 395 amino acids. Gene Ontology annotation, molecular function: protein kinase activity; ATP binding. Gene Ontology annotation, cellular component: spindle microtubule; chromosome passenger complex; spindle midzone. Gene Ontology annotation, biological process: mitotic spindle organization; regulation of cytokinesis; protein phosphorylation.